GAGGACUCGAUACUCUUUCGGGUAGAGACCCUCUAAUAAGAGACUGGUCAUCGAGGGACCACUUUUGAUUGGUCCGCCAUUUUUAGGUACUCGGGAUAUACACCGUGACUGUUUGUUCCGCAUCGUUGGCAGCUCUGCCGUCAGUGCUGCCCCCCGCGGAAAGAUAAAUUUGAAUUCGAGAUAACAGAAUGAUUGACGCGGCUGACGUUUCGACGGAGGAUGGAAAAGAAGAGGAUGUGGGAAAAUCUGUGGAGAAGAUAGAUGAACAACGCAGAAAAACACUGGCAUACGAGUAUCUCUGUUAUCUGGAAGGAGCAAAGAAAUGGAUGGAAGCUUGCUUGAGAGAAUCGCUACCACCGACAACUGAGUUGGAGGAAAAUCUCCGUAAUGGAGUAUAUCUGGCUAAGCUCGCUCAUUUUAUUGCACCUAAUGUUUUAUCAUUGAAUAAAAUCUAUGAUAUUGAACAGCGUAGAUACAAAGCUGUAGGAUUACAAUUUCGUCACACUGAUAAUAUAAAUCAUUUUCUGAAAUGCUUGGCAUCUAUGCAGUUACCAUUGACAUUCUUACCGGAAACAACAGAUAUAUAUGACAAGAAGAAUAUGCCACGAGUGAUAUAUUGCCUUCAUGCCCUUAGCACACAUUUAUUUAAAUUGGGAAAAGCACCACCAAUGCAAGAUUUGUAUGGAAAAGUAAAUUUCUCUGAUGAAGAAAUAGAUGCAGUCAGUAAAGAAUUGCAGAAAUAUGGCAUUCAACUACCUCCUUUCCAAAAAAUAGGAGGUUUAUUGACAAACAGUAUUGCUACAGACACAGCUGCUCUUCAUGCUGCUGUGAUUGCAAUUAAUCAAGUUCUAAUAGAUAAUGAUAAUGAUAAAGUUCUCUACACACUUCAAAGUGCAGAGGCACAAUUAAAUAACAUCAAACCUGUUUAUAUCAAAGAAUAUAUCGAAGCAUUAUUGGCUGCUAAAAUUGCAAAAACAGAGACAUCGCUAAACAGAUCCCUCAAUGACAGUUAUGUAGCAGAUGUAUAUGAUGAGCUAUUAACACAAGCAGAAAUACAAGGACACAUUAAUUAUGUGAAUGCUUCCUGUGCCCUGAAAGUCAUUAUUUCAUCUGUAUUGCAUAAUGAUGCUGACUUAAUAGCUGCUUUAAGGGCACUAGUAUUACCCUUUAAGAAUAUAGCUUCUGAGAAUGUUGAAGAUUACAAGGAACAACUCAUGCUGGUAUUGAGGGAAGAGCCGUGCAAUGACAUAUGUGCAUCUGAAAAUAUUCAAUACUGGAUGGAUACAUUUCAGAGUGCGAUUGACAAAGGAAACGAAAACGCGCAGCGACGCCGCAAACGAGAAAACACUGUAAAACUGCUGAACAUGGCUUUAGAAUCUGCAGAUCAAGAGAAGUUUUAUGAAAUUUUGCAAAGUCCAUAUUUGGAAAUAUCUCAUUACAUUGACGAAUAUGCGUUUCCAUUGUAUUAUCAGGAGAUGAAAGACGAUCGUAUAGAAUCUCAUACUGAUCUCACUUAUAAUGACAUAGUGACUAGUGUACGUUUGCUACCCCUUAUAGCUGCUAUUACCAAAGCAGUAGACAUGGAAAAUCCAGAUUUCGUGUAUGAGAAGCUGUCGAAUCCUGAUGUAUAUUUGCCUGGAUUGGACGAAUUUAAUAAGAUAAAAUAUGCUCAGACACUAGCGACGCUUCGGCAGGUAAAGCUUAAGACGUUCCAAGAAUGUUCUUUAUUAACAUAUAGCGAUAUUCAACAAUGUAUCUAUUCAGUGAAUACAGAAUGCGACGAGGAUUUCGAAGUUAUAAAGAUUUUACAGCAGAUAAAUCAAGCUGUAGCAGCAAACGAUCAUGAGACCAUGAUGAGAGCCUUGGAAAUGAUAACCGAUAAGUGUAAUAUACCCAAAUUUUCGCACGAUCCUUUUCUUUGUUUGAAUAGGUUGAAGAAACGUUUAAUUGAAAAGAAAUCUGAUGGAUCUGAAUUAUGGUUGGAUGAUAUUGAAACUGUAGCAAAGACAGUUGCAUCAGAAAUGGAACAAAUCGAAAACAUGACUAAAUUUCUGUACAAUAUCAACACUUAUGUACAAGACGAUAAUAUGACUGAAGCUCUUGAGUGCUGCAAAAAUUUUGAUGGGAUUAAAAAUUUUAAAGAUCUUUCCAAAGAAUAUCAAAAGAGAUGUUUUCUAGCAUUGCAACAAUUACAAAAGCGGAAGCACAAUAUGUAUAAUUGUCCAUACACGACCAACGAGAAAAAUGAAAUCUUGAAAGAUAAAAAUUAUGCAUGUUAUUAUCCUGCAGAUAUUAAGAAAAUUCAUCAUCUCACCAUAAAUGACAUAAAUGAAACAAUUGAAUCUAUUAUAAUGGAAACAGGUCAGAAAAAUUAUACGGCAUAUGAUGAAAAAUUAUUUAUUAGACUUCAAGCUGGGAUUAGAGGAUAUUUAUUACGUAAAAAGAUUGUUGACAGAUAUGCUUAUAUUAAUGAUAAUAUAAGAAGUAUAAUCAUGAUACAAGCAUGGUGGAGAGGCAUCAGACAACGUAAACAAUAUCAUAAAUUGCUGAAAGAAAAAGAAUUAAAUGCAUUACAUCACAAUCAAUUAUUAAGUGCAAAAACGAAUCAUAAAAAUAAUAAAUUACAUCAGAAUAAGUUAUCAAAUAUUAAAGAAAAUAAUAAAAAUGAUAAAUUAAAUCGAUAUAAGAAACAGGAAGACAAAAUAAUAAAGAUACAAGCUUUAUGGCGUGGCCGAGCAUCCAGAAAAGCUUUUCACUCGUUACUGCGCUCAGAGAAACCGUCAUUUCCUGUAGUCAGGCAUUUUUCGACAGUAUUAGGUUUCAGUGCAGAGGAUUACGACAAGGAUCUAGAAUUACAAAAAUUGAAACACGAGGUCGUUCAAUGUAUAAGGCACAAUCAGAAUUUAUCAGAGCAUUUGAAUAACAUGUAUAUUAAAAUAGGAUUAUUAAUACAGAACAGAAUAGCAUUACAGGAUGUAGUAGCGCAUGGAAAGAGUCUGGAUACUCUUGCGAAAGAACAAAACGUGAACAAAAAUCAAAACACAUGCGAUCCCGCCGCAACACCACAGAAGGGUCUUAAAUCGUUAACGAAAGAAGGUCGUAAGAUGUUGGAGGGUUAUCAACAUCUGUUUUAUGCAUUGCAAACAAAUCCGCAAUAUUUGUCCAAGCUGUUAUAUUUACCGCCUAGUAACAAAUCCAACAAAUUAUUCUUGAAGAACAUUAUUUGGACACUAUUUAAUUUUGGGUCGAACACAAGAGAAGACUAUUUGUUAUUGAAACUCUUCGGUUAUGCAUUGAAGGAGGAAAUCAAGUGCAAUUGUCAUCAGCCUUCCGACGUAUUGACUGGCAAGCCGCUGGUUCGCGAGAUGGUGGUUAACUAUGCGAAACAGUUUAAUGGUCAGGCAUCAUUGAAGCAAAUUGUUGGUCCAUUGAUCGAGAAGGUUUUGGAGGAAAAGGAUUUAUGUAUGGAGACAAAUCCAGUAGAUAUAUACAAACUCUGGCGAAAUCAGCUGGAAAUGGAGUCUGGCAAGUCUCUGGAUAUGCCUCACACGGUGUCUCAGGAGCAGGCGCUGAAACAUAUCCCGGUCCAGGAAUUGCUCACAAGAGCGAUAAAUCAAUUGAAAAAGAUCUCUCUCGAGUUUCUCAACAGAAUAACAAAGUCCCGUGAUUUGAUCCCUUAUGGGAUGUUAUAUGUAUCAAAGAUCCUCUACGGUUCACUGAUGGAGAAGUUUCCGUUUGCUCCCGAAAAAGAUAUCUUGAAGGCUGUUGGUAAUUUGAUUUAUUACCAUUUCAUUAAUGCUGCAAUUGUAGCGCCGGAUACCUUCGAUAUCGUUACGUUGCCGGUUGAUAGAUCCUUGUCCUCCUGCCAAAGGAAGAAUCUAGCCAGUAUAGCUAAGGUAUUGCAAUUCUCCACUUCGAAGAAGGGUUUCGGUGAGGAGGCACCGCACUUGGAAUGUUUGAACCCCUUUAUAAUUGCCUGCCAUGAAAAAUUUAAAGACUUCUUUCGAUAUUGUUGUCAAGUGGAGGAUCUCGAGGACCACUUCAACAUUCAUGAAUAUACGGAGGCCACACUUAUACAAAGUCCAGAGAUAUGCGUAUCUUUGCAGGAAAUAUGCGAAAUACACGCCUUGAUGUUGAGAUACGAAGACAUGAUAGCGCCGGAUCCAUCCGAUUCUUUGCACGAUUUGUUGGAUGAUCUUGGUCCGGUACCGACUGUAGCAUCGUUACUAGGAAUAUCUAAUGCAGUGUACGAGACAAAUUUAGCGCGAUAUAGUAAGCAAGAAGUAUGCCUGGUAUUGACGAAUAAAUUUCAAGUACCACGAAAUGACGACACGAAUCUGAACAAUCUCUUCGUGAAGACAAAAGAGUUGCUCGUCUCGGUUAUUUCAUUUUUAAAAAAAUCAACUCUGAUAGAAUCUUUGGAGAUCACUUCUUCUCCAAUGUGCGCGAGAUUCGAUCAUUCAUCCAUGUCGGCGACAUUUCGUGAGAGUUCGUCUAUAAAUGAUUGCAAGAUGCAAUUGCGUGCAUAUCUCAACAAACUCGAGCUAGAAGGAUGGGUAACUCGCGCGGACGGUUAUCAAACAAUCGUGACCGCGAUAGCGAGGGAUAUUUGCAACAAGAACAAGUAUCGCGUCGCAAGAGACAAGGAAUUGCAGACGCUGCGCGCAACCAAGAUGCGAUUGGAUGAGAAGACGAGAUAUUAUCAGGAGCAAGUCGAAUUCUAUAACGAGUACAUAAGAGGUUGCCUUCAGAAUCUGCACAGAGGGAAGAGUUCACUUCGCGCAUAUCGAGCGAUGCAGAAGGAUACUCAUACUUUGAGCAAACUGCGAACCAAAAUGAUGGUCAAGUAUUCUGCCUGGAAGCUGCAAGAGAAGGGCGUGCUGAUGGAAAUCGAUCAGACACUGAGUCCAACGGAAAUGAAAAACGUAAUAUUUGAGAUAAGCCCGACAGAGCGCAACGGCGUUUUCUCUGUGCGCUGCAAGUUUAUGGGGGUUGAGAUGGAAAAGCUCGACAUUAGUAUACAAGAAUUGCUCGAGUUGCAAUACGAGGGUCGCUCCUGCAUGGAUAUGUUUGGCAGAGCGAAAGUCAACGUAAACCUACUCUUGUAUUUAUUAAAUCGGAAAUUUUAUGGCAAGAAAAAUUGAAGGAAUUACUUUCAUCGUCGGCGCGUCCUUCUGUAACAUCGCCAAAAUUCAGAAGAAAACGCGCAUUAAAACGUGCAAUUAAUUGCCAGCACGUGUUCAGAAUGCGGGGAUAGUAUUUUAUCAUCAUGACAAAUAAUUAAAAGUAUUCUUUUAUAUUUCCAGAUUAUUUCCGUGGUCGUCAAUACACUUUAAUACGCAAAAUAUAUACAUAUAAUAUGUGAGAUAUAGAAGUUUAUAUGAUAAGUUUUAUUUUUCCAUCAAAAUGAGGCAAUUCAAAUUGUUUCCUCUUCGCGAUUCUGCGAGCACAAGUGUUAUUUACGAUGAAUAGAAUAAGAGAAAUUGAUAUAUUUUAUAAUUUUAUAUAUCUUCUAGAUAUUAUUUGAAAGAUAUAUAUAUAUAUAUAUUAGCUUAUCACACCGUUUGUAUCUAUUUUUUAUUUCACGCGAUGUUUUUCUAUUAAUCGAAUAGUUUAUGAACACUGCUAAUGUGGUAUUUUUAUAGAAUAAUUUCACAAAUCAUAUAAAUUCUUUAUAUAAUGUGUGUCUCUCUUUUUAAGAGCAAUCUAUCUAGUCUGUGACACAGCAUGCAUUUUGUAAAUAAUUGUAUACGUGAAUGUUCAAAAUAUCGAUACAAAAUCGAAUAUUCACAAAUACAGUUAUAGUAUUCGAAAUAUCAAUGCAACGGAAAUUUGACAAUGAUUGUUUAACAUCAUGUAUAUAGAGUCUGAGUAAAUUUAUUCAACUCUUGAUUGUGAGUAUGUGACUCUGCAAUGUAGAUGUAAGAAGCUAUUAUUUCAAAUUAAACUUUUGAUCGAUAUUGUAAUAUACGGUUUUAAGUCUUGGCAAUAGAGAAAGAAUAAGUUAUUAAUUGUAAUAAAUAUGCGUUUUAUGCUUUAUUUUAACCA
This is a messenger RNA of Camponotus floridanus (Florida carpenter ant), 6048 nucleotides long. Its product is annotated as ras GTPase-activating-like protein IQGAP1. The record is from RefSeq and is a predicted model, not a curated record. Bases 189 to 5144 code for a protein of 1651 amino acids. Gene Ontology annotation, molecular function: GTPase activator activity; calmodulin binding; actin filament binding. The transcript has 21 exons. Gene Ontology annotation, cellular component: cytoplasm. Gene Ontology annotation, biological process: regulation of actin cytoskeleton organization; regulation of GTPase activity. Lineage: Eukaryota; Metazoa; Arthropoda; Insecta; Hymenoptera; Formicidae.